AUGCAUAAACCUACCCUUCUUCUCACGGCCCUCUUUGGCCUCAUCCUUCUCCUCCUCACCCCCACCGCCUACGCAAAGGACCCCUGCUGGUUCGCCCCCGGCUACGCCCCCCCCGUCCACGAAGCCAAAACAGCGCUCUCCAACUACCUCAAAACCUGCAACAACAACAACACCCCACGCGUCCCCAUCAUGCGCGGCAGUCAGGAGGUCUGGGGGUGCACCGACGACUUUGCAGUCUUUGAGAGGGCCGCCAUCCGCAUCUGCCCGUUCACUGACGCCCAGCACAAGAAGCCGAGGAUCCAGUGGACGUGCGACGAGAUCCGUGAGACGGGAGAGGCGCUGGUGGAGAAGUGCCAGAAGGAUGGACUGGUGGCGGGGAGGAUGAGCUUUAGGGAUCCGGUUAGGGGUGAGAUGAGGAUUGCGUGGAAUUAUAGGAAGCCGAUGCCGCCGCACUAA
Morchella importuna is the source of this 456-nucleotide messenger RNA. RefSeq lists its product as uncharacterized. NCBI's taxonomy places the organism in Eukaryota, Fungi, Ascomycota, Pezizomycetes, Pezizales, Morchellaceae. The transcript has a single exon. The record is from RefSeq and is a predicted model, not a curated record. Bases 1 to 456 code for a protein of 151 amino acids.